CUAUCCCUUUACUUCUCAUAAAAUCUCAAAUCAAACACUCUUCCAACUUUCAUCAAGUAAGAAGUCAUGGCCUCAAUGAAAACCAUCAUUACAUCUUUACUUCUUUUUGUUACCUUGUCAAACAUGAACCUAGAAGCUCGCAACCUUUUGCAAACAACUACACAACCCAAUUUGCCAAGCAUUCCCACUUUACCAAAACCAACAUUGCCUUCAAUUCCAACAACAUUGCCACCAUUGCCUUCUAUUCCAACGUUGCCUUCAGUCCCAACAACAUUGCCACCUUUGCCUUCAAUGCCAACAUUGCCUCAACCUCAAGGUAAUGUUCCUCCAUUGCCUACCAUCCCUUCAGUGCCUAAGCUCACUAUGCCACCACUUCCUAGCAUUCCAACCAAUCCAACACUUCCAUCUCUCAACUUUCCACCAUUUCCAUCCAAUUCACUUCCCAACCUUCCUUCAAUCUCAACCAUUAUCUCCUCCAUCCCUUUCUUCUCUCCACCACCUUCAACAUCUACCCCUUGAAGUCUUUUCGCGUGUUCAUAUCGUUAUUGUGUGAUGUAUACUGUUGGAGAUUAUGAUGAUAGUAUUAUUAUUGUAUGGUGUGAAAAGUUUGUAUUUCAUUUCUAUUUAUGAAUUUGGCAGUAUUGUUUGUACUUUCCUUCAUCUUAUAGAUGUUUAAUUACACAUUUAGAUACAAGUAUACAACUAUGAUGUCUACUUUCUUCUUCUGAA
This is a messenger RNA of Medicago truncatula (barrel medic), 729 nucleotides long. Its product is annotated as protein PELPK1. The transcript has a single exon. The coding region runs from base 67 to 519 and encodes 150 amino acids. The record is from RefSeq and is a predicted model, not a curated record. Lineage: Eukaryota; Viridiplantae; Streptophyta; Magnoliopsida; Fabales; Fabaceae.